Lagenorhynchus albirostris (white-beaked dolphin) is the source of this 1962-nucleotide messenger RNA. It is a transcript of the gene UFD1, whose product is annotated as ubiquitin recognition factor in ER associated degradation 1. NCBI's taxonomy places the organism in Eukaryota, Metazoa, Chordata, Mammalia, Artiodactyla, Delphinidae. Gene Ontology annotation, cellular component: VCP-NPL4-UFD1 AAA ATPase complex. Gene Ontology annotation, molecular function: polyubiquitin modification-dependent protein binding. The coding region runs from base 153 to 1076 and encodes 307 amino acids. The transcript is spliced from 12 exons. The record is from RefSeq and is a predicted model, not a curated record.
CGCGCUCCCCCCGGAAGUGCAGGACCGGACUUCCGGUGGGCUCUGGGCGUCCGCGCGAGGCGGCGGCGGCGGCGGCUGCUGUGAGGAGGCGGUGGCGGCUCCCACCGUAACGUUCCCUGACGAAGCGCAUCUGCGAGGCGGAGGCGUCCACCAUGUUCUCCUUCAACAUGUUUGACCACCCGAUUCCCCGGGUCUUCCAGAACCGCUUCUCCACGCAGUACCGCUGCUUCUCCGUGUCCAUGCUCGCGGGGCCUAAUGACAGGUCAGAUGUGGAGAAAGGAGGGAAGAUAAUUAUGCCACCCUCAGCCCUCGACCAACUCAGCCGACUUAACAUCACCUACCCCAUGCUGUUCAAACUGACCAACAAGAACUCGGACCGCAUGACACACUGUGGCGUGCUGGAGUUUGUGGCUGACGAGGGCAUCUGCUACCUCCCGCACUGGAUGAUGCAGAACCUGCUGCUGGAGGAGGGGGGCCUGGUUCAGGUAGAGAGCGUCAACCUGCAGGUAGCCACGUACUCCAAGUUCCAGCCCCAGAGCCCCGACUUCCUGGACAUCACCAACCCCAAGGCUGUGUUAGAAAACGCAUUGAGAAACUUUGCGUGUCUGACCACCGGGGAUGUGAUUGCCAUCAACUACAAUGAGAAGAUCUAUGAGCUGCGGGUGAUGGAGACUAAGCCUGACAGGGCUGUGUCCAUCAUCGAGUGUGACAUGAACGUGGACUUCGAUGCUCCACUGGGCUACAAGGAGCCGGAGAGACAAGCCCAGCAUGAGGAGGCAGCCGAAGGUGAAGCUGACCACAGCAGCUAUGCUGGGGAGCUGGGCUUCCGCGCCUUCUCCGGCUCCGGGAAUAGACUGGAUGGGAAGAAGAAGGGUGUAGAGCCCAGCCCCUCCCCAAUCAAGCCCGGAGACAUCAAGAGAGGAAUUCCCAACUAUGAAUUUAAACUUGGUAAGAUCACGUUCAUCAGAAAUUCACGUCCACUGGUCAAAAAGGUUGAAGAGGAUGACGCUGGAGGCAGAUUCGUCGCUUUCUCUGGAGAAGGACAGUCUCUGCGUAAAAAGGGAAGAAAGCCAUAGGUUGGGACCAUUGGCUGAUUGGAAAAUAAAAUAAUUGCAACAUGCUGGCUUUUAGUUACUGGCUCUGACAGGGACACUCUGUCACUUUAGGUCUGUUUAGAGUUACCUAAGAAUUACCAGGUUUCACCUGCAAGUGGACAGCAGGACAGCAGUUUGUGUGCGUGAUUUGGGGAAAGAGGAGGCCGUCUCUGAGAUCCCUUACUCACGCUCCUUGCUUUCAGCCCUCGGGGCAUGCCCACAGCCUCAGCUGGAGCAGAGUUCCCUGAUUCCCGCUAAAAACCAGUGAAGGGAUUGAAUUGCUCUAAGUUGUGGUGGUCUUUCUCUUUUUUUCAUUUAUCUUUUCUUUCUCCAGGUCAUAGCUUAGCUGUUGCCUUUGACCUGGAAAAAAGUGGUUUAAACAGAUAAGUGCUCUAUAAAUAGUGGUCAUCCCAUUACUCUGGCUGCAAUUUAAGUAUUUGAGGAAGGGUGUUUCCAUUUUUAUUUUACAUAUUGAUUUUUCCCCCCAAGAAACCAUUCCUCAGAAGGAAAACUCGACCUGAAAGCAUUUCUAACUUUGAUUUCAUUUGGAAAUAACUGGCUCCUUAAUGAAUCUGUUCUACUGUAAAACAACUUUGUGGUGAAGCACAAAUGUGAUUAUUAGAAUAAAUGAAAGCUAAAGAUACGUUCUUUCUCCUUUCCUACCCCCCACUCCCAGUUUUAAUGUAUUAAAUUUUCCAAAGUUCUGCUGGCCUGUCUUUAUUUUUUUUACUAGUAUUAAUUUAGUUUCAGGUCUUCAAUUUCUAUAAUAUGAGCUCUUUCGACAUGUUAAUUCAAUUAUUUUCCUCUCUUUGAAAACAAUUCUAAAUCAAGAAUUUCAAAUAAAAACAGGCAGUGACUAAAACCUGAA